Anneissia japonica is the source of this 438-nucleotide messenger RNA. RefSeq names its product potassium voltage-gated channel subfamily H member 2-like. NCBI's taxonomy places the organism in Eukaryota, Metazoa, Echinodermata, Crinoidea, Comatulida, Comatulidae. The coding region runs from base 121 to 438 and encodes 105 amino acids. The transcript has 3 exons. The record is from RefSeq and is a predicted model, not a curated record.
CAGAUGUCGAAGAGCAAGCCGCGGUAGCAAAACAGCGGUUUUUCAACGAGAAGAUUGACUGUGUCAUCAUCACUUGGAAAGGAUGUUGCCAUCUACCUAUCGUUCGGGAAAUUACUAGAAAUGCCGGUUCGUAGGGGGCAUGUUGCUCCUCAAAACACCUUUAUUGAGACUAUUAUCCGGAAAUUUGAUGGUCAGAAUCGGAACUUCAUUAUCGCAAAUGCCAAAGUGCAGGGCUGCGCUAUUAUCUUCUGUAACGAUGGAUUUUGCGAAUUGUGUGGAUAUUCUCGAGCGGAACUUAUGCAAAAGCCUUGUUCCUGUGACUUUCUGUACGGAGAAAAUACGAGUGAAAAAGCGAUAGAAGAGAUAAGAUUUGCGCUUGAGAAUGGAGAGGAAAAACAAGUUGAAGCUACGUUUUACAAAAGAAAUGAAAUCAUGUAA